UAAAACUCCCAAAAUCCGAAAACCCUAAAGAGUGAGUGAAGAGGUGAGUGUGCCUGUUUCUGAUUUCGAAUUUCUUAGUGGAAGGCAAUGGAGGAGUGUGACAUGAACCAGGAAAUGGAUGUCGCCCCAGCUUUAAUUGCUUUUCACUCCAACCAUAAAUCUGUUUCUGUCGCUGUCGGUUCUGACCUUCGCGUCUUUGAUCUCGAGAAUGGGUGUUCUGUUAAAUUGGUGGAUGAUUCAGCGAAUCCUUUCCAUAAAGGUUCAAUAAGAGCCAUCCGUUAUGGUGCAAGUGGAAAGCUUUUUGUAUCUGCUGGAGAUGACAAACUAAUCAAGAUUUGGGAUUCAGAAACAUGGCGUUGCAUUUGUACUAUAUCGUCCGGGAAGAGAAUAACUGCAGUUGCUUUGACUCAUGACUGUUCAUUUGUUUGUUUUGCUGAUAAAUUUGGUGUUGUUUGGGCCGUAAAUUUGGAUGAACAUUUAAAGAGUCAGGAUGUGGAAAUUAAGAAGGCAGCUCCAAUUCUAUCCCACUAUUGUAGCAUCAUUACAAGGCUGGAAUUCUCUCCAGAUGGACGGUUUAUUAUUAGUGCUGACCGCGACUUUAAGAUUCGAGUAACUUUAUUUCCAAAGUUUCCAUCAGAUGGAGCCAAUGAAAUACAAAGUUUUUGCCUCGGCCAUACACAGUAUGUUUCCUGCCUUUCCUUCAUAUGCACCUCGCAACAUCCUGACGGGUUUCUUGUGUCUGGAAGUGGCGAUUCAACUGUUCGAGUGUGGGAUAUUAUAACCGGAUCUCUCCUUGCUACCUGUGAUGUUGGAGUAGAGGCAGGACUUAUAGAGUCUGACAAAAGCGAAGAGGAGUGCACCUUGGCCGUUACCGACAUUUGCGCUGUUCCAGACCAUUCAUUGGUUGCGGUUGCUAUCCAAAGUCUUUCUGGCAUUAUGCUGUUGAACUACAACGUAUCGGUCAGAAGUCUUUCCCUUGUAAAGGUGAUUUCCAUACCUGAAGAGAACUUCGUUCCUACUAGCUUAGGAAUAGGUUCUAAAGACGUUUUAUGGAUGGUUUCUGGAAUAUCUAAUCUACAAGGUGUUGCAUCAUCUUGCUUAGCCCGUGUAAGGGUAAUAUCAGGAUUAAACAAAACUAAUCCAGAUAGUAUUGAGUCCGGGCCUGUUUUAUUGGAUGAUAAUGAUGUCCCGGGAAGUGUCGAGUUAUUAGAGAAGCUUCAGGGUAAUCUUGCAAUUAAGAAGGAAAUGCUCCUAGAGGCUUCUGAGAUUCUGAAAUAUGCAAUGAGAAAGCUGUUAAUUAAGAAGCAUUACUCUGUAGAGAAUCGGGACUUUAGGAAAAGGGAAAGAAAUGACAGAAAAAACAAACGAUGAGAAGGUCUAUCUGGAACCACUAAGAGCUUUUCUUGAUGUAGGCUCUUUGUUUUUGAAAUAAACCUUGACAAAAUGAAAAGUUGAUUAUUUGGAUUAGAAAACUAAAAUAUUUUUGUAUUUUAUAUUUAUUAAUUUAAAGCAAAGAUAAUUUUUUAA
Molecule: messenger RNA, 1527 nt
Organism: Impatiens glandulifera
Lineage: Eukaryota; Viridiplantae; Streptophyta; Magnoliopsida; Ericales; Balsaminaceae
Product: tRNA (guanine-N(7)-)-methyltransferase non-catalytic subunit wdr4-like
Exons: 10
Coding region: 88-1371 (427 amino acids)
Biological process (GO): RNA (guanine-N7)-methylation
Cellular component (GO): tRNA methyltransferase complex; nucleus; cytosol
Molecular function (GO): tRNA (guanine(46)-N7)-methyltransferase activity; protein binding
Source: RefSeq, a predicted model, not a curated record